This is a messenger RNA of Micropterus dolomieu (smallmouth bass), 2052 nucleotides long. RefSeq names its product major histocompatibility complex class I-related gene protein-like. Gene Ontology annotation, cellular component: external side of plasma membrane. NCBI's taxonomy places the organism in Eukaryota, Metazoa, Chordata, Actinopteri, Centrarchiformes, Centrarchidae. The transcript is spliced from 5 exons. Gene Ontology annotation, biological process: immune response. Bases 78 to 1088 code for a protein of 336 amino acids. The record is from RefSeq and is a predicted model, not a curated record.
GCUCAUUUGACCCUCGGUGCGUGGACCGGUGAGCCAACAGUUUCUCAAAGCUUCCCAUCAAAGCUCUUAUCGUGGAAAUGAAGGUCCUGGUUUUUCUGCUUCUGCUGGGAAUCAGCCGACAGGGCGCAGCUGCAGUGACUCACUCUCUGAAGCAUUUCUACACUGCGACUUCUGGAGUCCCAAACUUCCCAGAGUUUGUGGCUGUUGGGUUGAUUGAUGAAGUUCAGGUGUUUCACUACAACAGUAACACCAGGAGAGCAGAACCCAGUCAAGACUGGAUGAGCAGAGUCACAGAAGAGUAUCCUAACUUCUGGGAGGGGAAAGCUCGUAACUGUAAGGACACACAGCAGACCUUCAUAGCCACCAUUGACAUUUUGAAGAAGCGCUUCAACCAAAUAGGAGGUGUCCACGUUUUCCAGAGGAUGGUUGGCUGUGAGUGGGAUGAAGAGACUGGAGAGGUGAAUGGUUUCACUCAGUGGGGUUAUGAUGGAAAAGACUUCAUAUCAUUUGUCCCGAAGACAGAGACUUGGAUCGUUCCAACACCACAGGCUAACAUCACCAGAAAGAAUUGGGCUACUAACAAAAACUAUAUGGCACAGACCAGGACCUAUUUCAGACAGAUUUGCCCUGACUGGCUGAAGACGUUUGUGAGCUAUGGGAGGAGCUCUCUGUUGAGAACAGACCUUCCCUCAGUGUCUCUCCUCCAGAAGACUCCCUCCUCUCCAAUCAGCUGCCACGCUACAGGUUUUUACCCCGACAGAGCCAAGAUGUUCUGGAGGAAAGAUGGGGAGGAGCUCCACGAGGACGUGAAGAUCCUCCCCAACAACGAUGGAUCCUUCCAGAUGAGCGUUGACCUGAAUGCUCCACCUGAAAACUGGGGGAAGUACGAAUGUGUUUUUCAGCUCUCUGGUUGGAAGGACGACAUCAUCACCAAACUGGACAAAACAAACAUCAGGACCAACAGAAAUGCAGAAGAGAAGCCCACUAACAUCACCCUGCCCAUCAUUGCUGGAGUGCUUUUUCUUCUUCUCGUGCUUUUCGUUGUGAUUGGAUUCAUCACUUACAAAAAGAAGAAUGGUGUUUUAUGAAGGACAGCUGUAACGGAAAGUUAAGUUUUGUUUAAUAUUUGCCUGUGAAUUACGCUUCUUGCCUGGCUGGAGUUUUUUUUAAAGAUAUAUUUGAUAGGCUUUAAAAAUAUCCUCAGUGUGCACAUGAUGACUGUCUUUGUUACUUUAUUUAAAAACCUGUUUUUGAUUUAUGAAAUAGUGAUGUAGCAUAAACAGUUUUUUAUUCACGAUCAUUAAUUAGGCAUGACAUUAUUAUUAUUAUUAUUAUUAUUAUGGAGUUUUAUUUUGAAUCAAAUAAGUUUUCUUUAAGGUUUUAUAUCUUUAAAAUUUGUGUGUGUGUGUGUUGGAGAGAUUAUUGAGGACACUGAUGUAUCAAGUGUAAAAAAUAUUUGUACAGAUUAGUCUUUUUGUAACAACAACAUAAAUAAUUUGUCUUUUAUUUUUAUUUCAGCCAAACGUUCUCCAUAAGUAAAACUUGUUUUUAUUCAGUUUCUCUGACCUGACUCCUGCAGUGUGUCAGAUCAGAGCAGGAUGGGGCUACAUUAAUUGAAAUGAUAUAUUUAACUAGAAGCAGAUACUCAUUGUGUCUGUUAUAGUCUUUAUGUUGGUGUGUGUUUGCGUGUUAAAAGCAGAUGUAUCCUAUUAUUGAGAAACUACAUUAUACUAGGGACCAACAAAGCAAUCAAAGUGGUAUGUGAGAAUAUCCUGCUUCAUUUUAACAGUGCGGUACUUUGAAUUGUUCAAAUGUCUACAUGGUAAAAAAAAAAAAUUUCAAUAUCAGCCGUCUCUGGCAAGGAAUUUAAUUCUUUUUACACUUCAGGGAAACCAAAGAAAUCCACACUACAGGGACAUUUUAUGUAUAGUUUUGUAAACAUAUAGAAAAUGCUCAAAAUGAUUUCUUGACCCAGGUCACAAGACGAUCUGCGCUGCUGUUUCAUUGCUUUUGUACUGUUUUACUUUUCAUUAAAAGCACCAAUAUUCCAAA